AUGGAAUCAAAAAGAAAGAGAAUGAAAAUAGAGUUGGUACCUAAUGAGGAAAGAGUGCAAAAACUUAUUAAUAAGACGACUUUCAAACACGCGACUUACUACAGAGAAAAUCUUAUCGCUGUUUCACUGGAAAAUAAAAUAAUUAAAUUUGAUAAACCUAUAUAUAUUGGUAAAUAUACUUUAAAAUGCAUGAAUGUACUGAAUUAAUACAAUUAUUUCCUUUAGGAUUUGCAGUAUUGGAAAUUUCAAAAACACUAAUGUAUGAUUAUCAUUAUAACGUUAUGAAAAAACAUUAUAGUGAUAAUAUAUCACUAAUGUAUACUGAUACGGGUAAAUUUAUAAUUUAAAACUACUUCCAUACUAUUUAUUAAUGAAUAUCAUUAUUUCAGAUUCACUGAUAUAUAAAAUUAUGACAGACGAUUUUUAUAAUGAUUUGGAAAAAAAUUCAAAUUUACUCGAGCGGAUGGACACUGCAAACUUACCGCAAGACCAUCCGUGUUACACUGUUGAUAGAAAAAAGAUCCCCGGAUUCUUUUCAGAUGAGACAGACGGACUUAUUAUGACUGAAUUUUGUGCACUGCGUGCCAAAUCGUACGCAUAUAAUAUAUAUGGAGGUAAAAAAGAAAAAAAGAUAAUCAAGGAGAAGGGUAUACGGAGUCAUGUGGUUAAGAACCAUAUGACUCUGGAGGAUCACAAAAAGUGUUUGUUUGGCGAUCUAGAACUAGAGAAGAAAAAAGAGAAUGUUUCUAUACGUUCGUUCAAACACGAUCUUAAGACCGUUAAGACUAUGAAAUUAACAUACAACAGCUUUGACGAUAAAAGGGUAAUAUUAUACGAUAAAAUCCAAACCUUAGCUCACGGACACUAUAGGAUAGAGUGAGUUUUUAAAAAUAAUUUUUUUUUUUAGAUUAAUAUGCUCAUAAUUUUUUUUGAUUUUUGAAGGGAAGAUAAUGAUUGUGACGAUGAUGGUGAAUCUACAGAGGUACUAGCUAGGCUCUUUUACAUAAAUUACACUCCUUACACUCUGAAAAAGCCUUUUCUUCAUCUUCCGUUUGGGUUUCAUCUUUUUUCUAUCAACAGUGUAACAAGGAUGGUCUUGCGGUAA
This is a messenger RNA of Cinara cedri, 1105 nucleotides long. The record is from the annotation of a GenBank genome assembly. NCBI's taxonomy places the organism in Eukaryota, Metazoa, Arthropoda, Insecta, Hemiptera, Aphididae.